CUCGCUCACUGUCUCGCCCGCCCGCUCUCCCCGAUAGCCUCGCGCGCUGCCGCCUCUCUCCCGCCGGCUCUCGCUGUUCCCUUCCUCGGGCUCCCGGGACCAAGACGUUCCUCCGCGCCCUACACCGCAGCAGCGCCUAGACUCUCGGCUCUCCCUCCUCCCCGCCCCCGCCGGCCCAGGGACCAGACCGCGCUCCAGAUCGUCCGCUUUGGAAAGAUGGCCUCAGGAGUGCAAGUAGCUGAUGAAGUAUGCCGCAUUUUCUAUGAUAUGAAAGUUCGGAAAUGUUCCACACCAGAAGAAGUCAAGAAAAGAAAGAAGGCAGUUAUCUUUUGUCUCAGUGCUGACAAAAAAUGCAUCAUUGUGGAAGAAGGCAAAGAGAUCUUAGUGGGAGAUGUUGGUGUAACCAUUACUGAUCCUUUCAAGCAUUUUGUGGGAAUGCUUCCUGAAAAGGAUUGUCGCUACGCUUUAUAUGAUGCAAGCUUCGAAACAAAGGAAUCAAGAAAAGAAGAGUUGAUGUUUUUUCUAUGGGCACCAGAAUUAGCACCUCUCAAAAGUAAAAUGAUCUAUGCAAGCUCCAAGGAUGCAAUCAAAAAGAAAUUUCCAGGCAUUAAACACGAAUGUCAAGCAAAUGGACCAGAAGAUCUCAACCGAGCUUCUAUUGCUGAGAAACUAGGAGGGUCCUUAAUUGUAGCUUUUGAAGGAUGUCCUGUGUAGAUGAUCAUUCAGUGCCACAAGUUGAAAAGCUUCCAUGUUUAAUGUAUCUUCUUGCUAAAUAUGUAAAACAAAUAUACUUAGGCCAGGGUUUCACUGAGGGGGAGCUGUCUUGUUCUAGAUUAAACUAGAUAUUAUAUAAACCUGUAUAAAAUAACCCUAAAUAAAUCUAAAGUCUAAAGUUUCAUUGGUUGUAAAUUAAAUUUUUGCUGUCUGACAGUCUAUUUGGCAAGUUGGCUUUAAGAUUAUUGUUUAAGCUCAGGGUUUUUAAUUAUACAAUUAAAACAAAAGAAAAAAGUGGCCAUAAGGAUAGAAUGGAGAAUAGGCAUUUUUGUAACUUCUAUAGUUACUAUCUCUCCUUUGAUUUACCAUAUUGUUCAUAAUCUGAUGGCAACUUAGGCCCAUUUUAAAAAAAAACAAACCUUCCUUGAGCUAAAUAGGAACUGGCUUUAAAGGUUUGAAUGAAAGCAUUUCUCCUCAAAAAUUCUAAAACAAUACUAACCCACUAAAUACAAUAGUAAGUCAAGUCAGGCUGUCUUCACUUGAACAGUUAAUGUGUGAGAAAGACUGCCUUAAAUUUGUGUACACAAGUAGUAAAAGCUAAUCUUUCAAAGCACUAUUUAAAGCACAUAGCACACAGGAAGCAACUCCUCGAACCUAUGGUAAAGCUCUUCUAUUCACUGGCUGUGAGACUUUGUUCUGAUGAAAUAAUCUCAUUCUGGAAAUCACAAUGCAUUCUGGAGUGAUUGUGGAAUACCUUUAUGUUACACCAAAUUAUGACACAAAACAAAUUCUAGCUCUACAGUAACUUGGUUUGUCGAUGAAAAUGACAGAACAUUAUGUUAACAAGCUAGGGGGCUUGUGAUAUCUUGAAUCGUGUUAUCCUUCAGAACUAUCCUGCUUCUAGUACUGUAAGCUAUGGAAGAUCAUUAAGCAGAUGUUUACUUUGGGACAUGGGGAGACUUCUUAAUUUCCUGUAGAGAUAUGUUGAUUGUACAUGAAAUGGGUAACAGGUAUGAAACAUAAUACUCACUUUAAUCAUCUACUUUAUGAAAGCUUUCAGUGAUUGUCUUAACACCAUGGGCGUAACAUUUUUGAACAGUGUAGACAUGCACAAACAAAUCUAGAGGUAGCAGAUUGGCUUUAUUUAAUAAAGGAAGCAUUUUUAACUA
Messenger RNA from Phascolarctos cinereus (koala), 1883 nucleotides. It is a transcript of the gene DSTN, whose product is annotated as destrin, actin depolymerizing factor. Gene Ontology annotation, molecular function: actin binding. Gene Ontology annotation, cellular component: actin cytoskeleton. Lineage: Eukaryota; Metazoa; Chordata; Mammalia; Diprotodontia; Phascolarctidae. Gene Ontology annotation, biological process: actin filament depolymerization. The record is from RefSeq and is a predicted model, not a curated record.